UUUUCCAUCCGACCGUCGACGGGAGCGCAAGUGCGAGCUGUGUUUAUCGCGCCCGGAGCGUGUAAUUGGGUUUGGCGCGGAUUUUAGUUUUUUGUUUUGUUGGUGUGCAUUUUUCCAACCCUGUGUGUCGGUGGGGAAAUUUUUUCCAACAACAGUCGCUGUUUUCCUACCCCCCCCCCCACAUUUCGAUCCUUCCCUGAGGAGUGUCCUGACAAGUGGUGCGAAGUGUGUCAAAAAUGAAAGAAGAAUGAUAAAGCAGUAAAACACGAAAACAUCAUCGCCAACCGAAAAACCAGUCUAUCAAGAGCCAUAGGGUGGCAAAACGCUUUUCACGCGUCCCCAUGCUGGCGGCUCGUCAUCGUGCCGUUCGUCGUCGGUGGUGCCUGCCGGCGGGCAUCGGUCUGGCGUUUUGGUGAAUGUUUUUUGGAGCCCUCAGUUUGACACCCGUCAGUGUCACGGAAGUGAAGACGAAUCCUCCCCGGGAAGGAUCCCCGGCGUACGGAACGGAACCGGAGCACAGGGCAAAAAAAGGUAGUUGAACUGUUGUGAGGUGGUGAAAAACAGAAGCCGAGUUUUUGGUGUGUGUAUGGGUGUUGUUUUCCCCUCGAUUUUUCACGCUGUUGGUCAAAUGUUCCUGUUCAAUAAUUGCAAGUGAAUGAUUGUUAAUGGUGGCACACAAAAUAAGGUGAAACAAUUAUGGCAUGCGGAAUUUUUCCAAAAAGAAGUGCUGAUUGUGCGCUGUGAUUAGUUUUGUGCUGUGUAAAGUGAUCCUCACGAUCACUGUGAUCGUUUAGUGCUUGCUGUGAUUAUACGAACUAUUCUCGGACGAUCAGUUCCUCAAUAGUUAUGGAGUAAUCAACAGCUGUUUCAACAUUAUCCAGAUAGAAAAAAAGGAAACUAAAAGCAAGAAGCUCAUGAUGGAUGGAUCUCCACCGAAAACGAAUCGGAAGGUACGCUUUUCCCUACCCGAACCGGCCGUUCCUGCCGUUCCGUCGACGACUCCCGUUCAGAAGCAACGCAUGGCUCACGGCACUAUGCAGUACGUCAACGGGACACUCAUCAGCCAAUCGCAGCAGACUUCAGGCUCCGCCCAAACGCGUGCCCAUCAAUCGCUACAGAUAACACCGACCCCAACAUCUGCCACUACGUCGAUCGGUAGCGCUACAGGCUAUAAACCGAAGGAAUUGAACAAUAAAAUCGUCCUCCACCUGCGUCCUACGGUCAGUUCGCUUGAUAGUGGAAGUGAGCUGUCCUCACCGAAAGGAUCACCAGGCGCCUCCACCGAUAAUAAACAAUCGCGCCAGAAAGCGUACAUGCAGAAAUCCGCAUCGGGGAAUUCAUCGACCAAUGUAACUACGGGGUCGGGACGGUCACUUAAAAGCUUGCCACAAAUUAAUCAAAAGUUUCCCAGCUCCGAGGACUUGAACAAUAAUGUCGGUGGUGCGAAUCGUGCGAGAUCGAGCGAUGAUCUUGGGACGAUCGCGAACGGGCUGUGGAAUCAUCCGACCAAGAAACCAACCAUCAUACUGCGUACGAUCUCAAACGGUGGUUCACAGACGCAUCCCGCCAAGGCUCCGUUAGCGUCCCGGGCGCGAACGAAAUCGGUCGGGAAGUUGCCCGGAACUGGUGGCACUGGUGGACGACAUCAGAAGUCCCUUAUCUCUCCACACCUAGCGCCGAUGGAUGGAGUGAUGGCAAGGGUGCAGGAAAAUGCGACCGGCAUCAAACAGGGAGAGAUGACCGGGGGAAGUGAGUCUAAGGAUCGUCGGGGAGAGGAAAUCAAUGUGUCUAGUAUUAUUCGUCAGACGAGCACCACCAACGGUAACAGUCAUCGUUCGAUGUAUGGGAAAAGCGGACAGUUUCUUGCCGUUCCUGAAUAUACGGACCGGUACGAGGGUAUGGAGACGGCCGUAUCGGCAACACUGAACGAUGAGGAAGAGGAUGAGUUCGAGGACAGUGAGCAGGAUGGCAGUGGAACGGGACAGAGCGAUGAGCGGAAUGGAACGGCCAGCGAUCAGCCAGGCAGCGGGAACGACCCGCUCAAGGGUAUUGUAGGGGAUGACGGGAAGUUCCGUUGUGCGAGGGAUACGAACCUAGGACGGGACCGCAAUACGGCUCAGUUUUGGGACUUUGUUGAGCGGUGGCGUACGAAUCGGGCGCUCAAAAAGCUGGAAAGUGCCAACCACGAACCGAGCGCACCGGUCAGUACGGCCGUGCUGAUCGGAUCGGACCGGGGCAAAUCGGAAACGAAAAGCCCAACGUUAAGCUCGCGAAUACGUGCCCUCAGGAUGAGUCUUGAGCAGGUACCGACGGUGACGACGCUGCUGCGUGCAUCCCGCGACGCCAACGAGUACCUGUUGAAGGAAGUGUUCCGAGACAUUCUGGAGAAUGGCAUCUCGAAGGAGAACCUCAACUCUACCGAUCGCAGUGGAAGGACGGCCAUCUCGUACAUCUGCUCGACGAAUUUAACCAACUUUUUGGAGCUGUUUUUGCAACUGCCCGGCAUCGAUGUCAACAAACCGGACAACGAGGGCAACACGCCGCUGCAUUUCGCUGCCCAGGCCGGUCUCUCGGACGUGGUGAACAUGCUGAUCACGAAAUGUCGUAGCCUUAUCAUCGACCCGAAGAACAAUCUCGGUUUUACGCCCCUGAUGAAGGCGGCCCUGCAGGGCAGGACGCGGUGCGCCAAGCUGCUGCUCUUUGCUGGGGCAUCGCCAGUCGAAACCGAUACCGGACGAGGAUUUAGGGCGGAACAGUGGGCUCGCUUUUGUGGCAGACACACCUGUGCAGAAACGAUAGAACAGUGCGCCCGGGCCCGGUUGCUGGACAAAUCGACACCCUGCGGUAGAUGGUCGCACGACAUCAAUCUUCCGGUGGACAAGAAUGCGCUCAAGGCACGCAGCUGCAGCAUUACGCCACAACCAACGCAGAAUGGUUUUCGCUCCAAGUUCCGCAAAGUAUUUCCGUUCAACUUCAACUCCUCGAAGGACACGAAAGCGGUCAGCAAGGAGGGCGAAGAAAACUACACAAAGGAUCUGGUCAACUACCUAAAGUCGGCCACACUGUGCGUGAGCGGACCGGCCCUGUCGGCCAAUCGGAAGAUCAUACAGAGCUUGAUCCGACCGUUGGAAGUGCCAAAACUUGAGGUGACCUAUGCGAACAAUAAUGCACUCAUCAAAAAGUACGAAGCAUCGCUGGAAUCGAACGGAUCGGGUGAAACUGUGCGUCGUAACUCGGUGGAUGGCAGUACCACCUCGGACAGUCGGAAUGCGUCACCGGCACACUCUCCUACGCCGGUACGGGCCAAGGUACGGAACUAAUUGGCAAGCACAUCAGGCAAGCUGUCUAGCUGGCCCGGUUCCUUGUACAGGAGAGUUGGGAAGCGAAUCCGGCAGCUAAUAGGAGAUUUAGCUGUUGCUGAUGCUGAUGAUACUAAUUGUGGAGCAUAUGUCGGUGCUUAAUCUCCUUGCCGGACUACAUCUACUCCUCGAUAGACUGCUGUAGCUCGCGCAGCGUAGUGAACACACAUCAUACGUGUUUCAGGAGAAAGAAUCUUAAACCCGCUUAUGCAGUAUAUGUUUAAUGUAAUCGUAGGUGUUAAGUAGUCAACCAGCUCCGUAAUUGAAGGGGUUGUUUGGAGUAUCAGUCAAGUUAAGCAUAAUCUAAUACAUGUAUCGGUAAGCUUAGUGUGCAGUAUGCAGUCGAUGCUGCAGGUCGCUCUUAACAGUGGUAAGAAGUAGGAACCAAUAGCAAACAAGUGAAACGUAUGUGUAAAACAGUGUAAUAAAGUAUAUUUUUACCUUUAGUCGAUGAAA
Anopheles stephensi (Asian malaria mosquito) is the source of this 3815-nucleotide messenger RNA. RefSeq lists its product as uncharacterized. Gene Ontology annotation, molecular function: protein binding. NCBI's taxonomy places the organism in Eukaryota, Metazoa, Arthropoda, Insecta, Diptera, Culicidae. The record is from RefSeq and is a predicted model, not a curated record. Bases 915 to 3320 code for a protein of 801 amino acids. The transcript is spliced from 9 exons.